Ctenopharyngodon idella (grass carp) is the source of this 1525-nucleotide messenger RNA. RefSeq names its product ST3 beta-galactoside alpha-2,3-sialyltransferase 1, like (gene st3gal1l). Gene Ontology annotation, molecular function: beta-galactoside (CMP) alpha-2,3-sialyltransferase activity. Bases 152 to 1117 code for a protein of 321 amino acids. The record is from RefSeq and is a predicted model, not a curated record. The transcript is spliced from 7 exons. Lineage: Eukaryota; Metazoa; Chordata; Actinopteri; Cypriniformes; Xenocyprididae.
ACACACUCCAUGGGCAGAGUCAUACCAUGCGCAGUAGGCUACUACAUCUAAUAAACCAAGAUUUGACAAAGCACCACGUUGAGGAGUCUGUGGAAUACAUUAACAAAAAAGUCUAUUUCUGUUUGAAGUGACAAAACCUCAAACAUCACUGAUGACUGUGCGACUGAAACACCGCUACAUCACCGCGCUCCUGGGCUCCUCGACCAUCCUGUCAUUCCUGUACUUUCAAAACUCAGCUAUGGUUUUGAUUGACAGUUCUCACGGUUUAGUCUCAGAGCGAGCUCCGUGCACAUGCGGUAACUGUGUGACAGAUAAUAGCUGGUUCAGUGAACGUUACAAACCCUCCAUUCCACUUCUGCUCAACAGCAACAACAGUGUUUUACAUGCAAACGUCGCCAAGUGGUGGAAGGAGCUUCAAGAUGUACCAAAUGUCAGCAACUACACAGCUGUGGUGGACCAGCUGUUUUCUCUCUUCCCCGAUGAAGAACACUACUCAGACGCUGGUCCAGAUCGCUGCAGAACCUGUGCUGUGGUGGGAAACUCUGGGAACCUCCUGGGAUCCCACUAUGGGCCUCUUAUAGAUUUCCAUGACUUUGUCAUAAGGAUAAAUAAAGGCCCGACAAAAGAUUAUGAGAAGGAUGUGGGGUCCAAGACCACUCACCGGAUUAUGUAUCCUGAGAGUGCCAUGGACUUGGACAACUCCACCCAUCUGGUGCUUUUUCCCUAUAAGAUUCUGGAUAUGCAGUGGCUUUUCAGUGCUUUCACCACUAAGAACAUCACAGAAACAUACACAGAAGUUCCAUCAACAAUCAAAGCAAAUAAGGACAAGGUGAUGAUCCUCCACCCUGAAUUCAUAAGAUACGUGCAUGAUAACUGGACAGAGGGUCAUGGCAGAUAUCCAUCUACUGGAUUCUUAACACUAAUAUUCGCUCUUCACAUCUGUGAUGAGGUGAAUGUUUUUGGGUUUGGAGCUACGAGUGACAGAAACUGGCAUCAUUAUUUUGAUGAAACAUUGACUUCAUUUGAAAACGGUUCUCAUGAUGGAGACUUUGAAAAUAAAACAAUUAGUCGGCUCCAACAGGAAAACAAGAUUUUUAUAUAUAGGGGUUGGACGUGAAGCAGGUUCUUUGAGAAACUCUACCGUUGUACUGCACAAUAUUGCAUUGCAAUAGCGAUUAUUGAAUUUUGCAGAUUUGUGCGGCAGAGACUUUAAGGUCAUAUUCAUCUCAAGAGGUGCAAGAGAUCAACUUUUCUGAAGCUGAGCUCCACUAUCAGCAUCAACUGAAACUGUGGCAUUAGCGGAUUCAUUUUUCGGUCCCGCUUUGUAUUGGGUGCCUUUACUAUGUACUAACAUUUAAAUUAAUAAUGGUGUACAUACAUGUUUUUUCAUUGUAGAUAUAUUUAAAAAAAAAUAAUGCAUUAAUUAUAUUUAUUUUUUAUUUGUGUGUGUGUGUGUGUGUGUGUGUGUAGUAGCUAGUAGUUGAAGACACUAAAUAUAAAGUUACAGAAUUUUCUGGGAAACUGA